Messenger RNA from Alternaria alternata, 1311 nucleotides. RefSeq lists its product as hypothetical. Bases 306 to 1184 code for a protein of 292 amino acids. The record is from RefSeq and is a predicted model, not a curated record. The transcript has a single exon. NCBI's taxonomy places the organism in Eukaryota, Fungi, Ascomycota, Dothideomycetes, Pleosporales, Pleosporaceae.
UAGGCUUCCUUGACGAGUCUCGCGCGGGCGCCUCUCACGAUCCCUCUUGCAGAUCUCUGGUUAUUUGACAUCCUGCCGAAGUCAGACGUAAGCCGGAUCCUUGCUUUUGCCAAAGCGAAUGACCUUCCGAGCUUGGUCACACAGAGCUAGACAACACUCAACACGACUCGGCAUCUUGCCGGAGCUACGGAGAUCUACUACAUAUACAUACGCCAUCGAAAACCACUCGUAGAACAAAGCAGACCGACGCCGAGCGCUGAUCUCCGCUUACCGACCGCGAGCGCAUCGAGCGCAUCACCGAGGCCAUGCCACCCGCGAGCUCGUCCUUCACGCCCCUCAAUAUCCAAGACAAUGUCGUACCAGAGUGGCUGGAUGCCUUCACCCUGACCGCGCCCCCAAACACCGAUCUAUGGAGGAAACCACCAUCAGGGGAUAUAUCGACGGCUCCAAUUCUCUACACCGCUCUGCGCAACCCUUUCAUAGUAGCAGAAGUCACAGUUUCAGCAGACUGGGAGCUCGAAUGGGACCAGGGAGGACUGGUCAUAUUCGCGGGCACACCGCCAGGGCAGAUGCCGGUAGCAACAGCAAACGCGACAACGACACUUGAGGUCCCAAAUGUUGCGAGCAUAUGUUUGAAUGAUAGCGCGGCCCCGAGUUCCGCCAUGUCACUCUCGCAAACCUCCAGUAUUGACGAUGUUGAGAGGUACAACACCACAACUUCACAAAGCCCAGCAGAGGAUUCAGAUACCAGGCCCCAGUUAGAGCGUGGCCCUCCACCACCGUAUGUUGCUCCUGCGCCAGCAUCCAAGUGGGCCAAAGUUGGGCUUGAGUUUUCCAGCAACGCGUGUCAUGCCAGUUGUGUGGUCGCAAAUGGCGUAGGUGCAGACUGGUCAUUGAGCGCACUCCCACCCCAUCAACAACGACGCAUGGACUUGCGAGUCAAGAUUGAGCGCAUCGGUUACGCGCUGUGGGUCUCAUACGAGGAUGAACUGUCAGGCUGGAAGAAGCUGAGAGAGGUCACCUGGUUCUUCUGGGGUGUGGAAGACAAAGCCGUACGCGUUGGCGUUUAUGCGAGCCGACCUGCAAACUUUGGCAUCUCCAUGUGGGACCGAAGACACGCUGCAGGACUGAAUAGAGGAGACCGAGAUCUUUGUGUUGAAUUUGAAGGUUUGGAGAUUUUCUAAUCAAGAAAGAGACCGCCAUGUUUAAGAUUCCGUCGCCAUGUCUUCUUCUCUUUGAUUCAUCGCCGCGUUUCUCAGCUGUUCAUGCGGUUUAGGAUAUCUGCGCGUGGUUUCUCUCCUUGCUUCACGG